Messenger RNA from Elephantulus edwardii (Cape elephant shrew), 378 nucleotides. Its product is annotated as interferon-induced transmembrane protein 3-like. The transcript has a single exon. Gene Ontology annotation, cellular component: plasma membrane. NCBI's taxonomy places the organism in Eukaryota, Metazoa, Chordata, Mammalia, Macroscelidea, Macroscelididae. The record is from RefSeq and is a predicted model, not a curated record. Gene Ontology annotation, biological process: negative regulation of viral genome replication; host-mediated suppression of symbiont invasion; response to interferon-alpha. The coding region runs from base 1 to 378 and encodes 125 amino acids.
AUGGUCAAGGAGGAACACAAGGUGGUGGUGCUGGGGGCUCCGCACAGCUCUGCACCCAUCAUGUCCACAGUGAUCAACAUCCAGAAUGACAUUGUUGUGCCUGACCACAUUGUCUGGUCCCUCUUCAACACCCUUUUCAUGAACUGCUGCUGCCUGGGCUUCGUGGCGUUCACCUACGCUGUGAAGUCCAGGGACAGGAAGAUGGUGGGCGACGUGAUAGGAGCCCAGAGCUAUGCCUCCACCGCCAAGUGCCUGAACAUCUCCACUCUGGUCCUCAGCCUCCUGACGAUUGUCCUGUUCAUCGUAUUUAUUGCCACAGGCACAUUGUUGAGUAUAAAAGCCUUUUUACAGGCAAUGAAGAACCAUCAAGGCUACUAG